Messenger RNA from Ruditapes philippinarum (Manila clam), 2728 nucleotides. RefSeq names its product intraflagellar transport protein 88 homolog. The coding region runs from base 143 to 2695 and encodes 850 amino acids. Gene Ontology annotation, cellular component: centriole; ciliary base; non-motile cilium. The transcript has 23 exons. Gene Ontology annotation, molecular function: kinesin binding. Gene Ontology annotation, biological process: non-motile cilium assembly; intraciliary transport. The record is from RefSeq and is a predicted model, not a curated record. Lineage: Eukaryota; Metazoa; Mollusca; Bivalvia; Venerida; Veneridae.
GUACGAACGAACACUUCCGCUACUAAUGGACUGCUUCCGUAAAUGCGCAGAACAAAUGCGCAGUGAAUGCAUACCAAAUUCCAUAGACAAGCACUAAACAUAAACAAAAUAAAUUUAAACCGGCGUUUCUUGUAGUUAAUGUAUGGCCGGUGUUAAUCGUAUGAGCAUGAUGGAGCAAGUACAUUUAGGAGGAGAAGAUGAAGAUGAUGUCUAUGGUGGAUUUAAUGACUACAAUGCAACACUAGACACUGAUGAUUUGGCCAAUGACCCAAGUUUUCAGAAAGCAGUAUUGAGAACAAGUCAUGGUAGACGUCCACCCCCUACUGGAUUCCGAGGAGGAGCUGGGGCAGGGGCUCCUGUACUUGGUGGUGCAAGGAUGGGAACUGCUAUGAGAGGGGGUAGAGCUGGUCCCUCCUCAAUGGGACGUCCAAUAACUGGUGCAGCAGCUGGCCAGGAUCCCCAGGCUAGACCAAUGACAGCUGUAAGGGCAGCAGGUUAUACUGCUGUAGGGAAAAGAGGAGUUGCUGGGUUUGAUCCUCUCAACCAAGCAGCUGGUCCAGCGCCACCCUUGGAGCCUAAACCUGAAGACAGUCCUGAAGAAAAGAUCCGCCAGUUAGAGAAGAAAGUGAAUGAACUUAUUGAGGAGAGUUGCUUUGGUAACAGUCGUGGAGAACUAAAUUUGGCAUUAGAGAAGGCAAAGGAAGCUGGUCGUAAGGAAAGAGUGUUGGUGAGACAGCGAGAACAGAUGUCCAUGGGAGAUCAGAUUAACCUUGAUCUAACAUAUUCGGUACUAUUUAACUUGGCCAACCAAUAUGCUGCCAAUGAGAUGUAUAAUGAGGCACUGAAUACAUACCAGGUCAUUGUAAAGAACAAAAUGUUCAGUAAUGCAGGUCGACUGAAAGUGAAUAUGGGGAACAUUUACUUCAAGCAGAAGAACUACCCAAAGGCCAUUAAGAUGUACAGAAUGUCACUGGAUCAAGUUCCAAACUCUCACAAAGAAAUGAGGACUAAAAUCAUGCAGAACAUUGGUAUUGUGUUUGUGAAAAUGGGACAGUACAGUGACGCUAUCACUUCUUUUGAGCACAUUAUGUCUGAGGCACCAAGUUUUAAAACUGGUUUCAACCUGAUAUUGUGUUACUUUGCCCUUGGCGAUCGUGAAAAGAUGAAGAGGGCAUUCCAGAAACUUCUCACAGUAGAUCUGAAGAUUGACGAUGAGGAUAAAUAUCUGCCGCACGGGGAUAAAGAUGAUGAUAAAAUAAGCCAGGAAGAUAAACAGUAUAAUUUAGUACUGGAGAUGAUCAAGAAUGAUUCAUUACGACAGAUUGAAAGAGAAAGGAAAUACGAGGCUGAGAAUUGUAUAAAGACUGCAGCAAAGAUUAUCUCGCCAGCUAUAGAGGUGAGUUUCGACGCAGGGUACGACUGGUGUGUGGAGCAAGUGAAGAACUCGCAGUACAUUGACCUCGCUCACGACCUCGAGAUUGACAAAGCUAUCAUGUUCCUCAAACAGAAAGAUUUCAACCAGGCAAUAGAUACAUUGAAGUCAUUUGAGAAGAAAGAUUCAAAAGUUGCGUGUACUGCAGCAACAAAUCUUAGCUUUCUGUACUUCCUGGAGAAUGACCUUGCCCAGGCAGACAAGUAUGCAGAGGUUGCCAUGACGGCAGACAGAUACAAUCCUUAUGCAUUGGUAAACAAAGGCAAUGUGUUGUAUUCUAAGGGAGAUUUUGAGAAAGCUAGAGAGUUUUUCAGAGAAGCAUUACAGAAUGACUCGUCCUGUGUGGAGGCCUUAUAUAACUUGGGUUUAACAAACAAAAAGAUAGGUCGUCUGGAGGAUGCUCUCGAUGCCUUUUACAAACUACACGCUAUUUUAAGAAAUUCUCCACAAGUUAUAUUCCAAAUAGCAGACAUUCAUGAUCAACUUGAAGAUUCUGCACAAGCUACAGAGUGGUUCAUGCAGUUGAUUGGUGUGGUACCCACAGAUUGUUCAGUUCUUGCUAGAAUGGGUGAAAUAUAUGACAAUGACGGUGAUAAAUCUCAGGCAUUCCAGUACUACUAUGAUUCCUACAGAUAUUUCCCAUCCAAUAUACCUGUGAUAGAAUGGCUAGGCGCUUAUUAUAUAGACUCCAAAUUCUGUGAAAAAGCUAUCCAUUAUUUUGAGAGAGCUGGUAUAGUACAACCAAAUCAAGUAAAGUGGCAUUUAAUGAUAGCCAGUUGUCAUAGACGAAGUGGAAAUUAUAACCAAGCCUUGGAAACAUAUAAAUUUAUACACAGAAAAUUCCCAGAUAACGUAGAAUGUCUUAAGUUCCUUGUACGUAUAUGUUCGGACCUUGGAUUGAAAGAAGCUCAAGAAUAUGCCACAAAAUUGAAGAAAGCCGAGAAAGCUAAAGAGUUGAAGGACCAGCGUGCCAGUAGUGGUACUCGGCGUGGAUCUGGACGCAGAAGAGAAGGAAGUGCUGAAGCCGAUCGUGAAACAAGUGCUGGUACGAGAGGAGCAGGUAAACGAGGGGCCGCCAGAAGACGACCAAAUCUCGACGAUGCAGAUGAAGAGUCAUUCCAACCACGUAAACAGGAAGUUGAUUCAAAUUACGUUGAUCCUCUUGGACCUCAAAUGGAAAGACCAAAAACGGCUGCAAAGAGACACAACCUGGAUGAUGAGUUUGCCGAUGAAGAACUAGGCGAUGAUCUUUUACCAGAAUAAACUCACUCAUUUAUAGCCGACUCAUUAUGUUCG